This is a messenger RNA of Centropristis striata (black sea bass), 6875 nucleotides long. RefSeq names its product SH3GL interacting endocytic adaptor 1a (gene sgip1a). NCBI's taxonomy places the organism in Eukaryota, Metazoa, Chordata, Actinopteri, Perciformes, Serranidae. The coding region runs from base 279 to 3074 and encodes 931 amino acids. The transcript has 26 exons. Gene Ontology annotation, biological process: clathrin-dependent endocytosis; clathrin coat assembly. Gene Ontology annotation, cellular component: plasma membrane; clathrin-coated vesicle; clathrin-coated pit. The record is from RefSeq and is a predicted model, not a curated record.
UAAGUGUUUUUAAAUUGUUUUCUUUCUUGUGCAUAAGACAGAGUAUAUUUUGGUUCACAUGAACAGAGGGUUGCUCGAAGAAUCAAAACGUUAUCCACUAGCGAUCACAAAUGGACUUUGAUGUGAAAUCGUAGCUGUUUGGGCCUACAAAUUCCUUAACCAGCUGAUAUCAGAAGUAGAUUAGAGUGAAUCAUCUUCGACCUCCAUUCCUUCGUUUCUCUUCCCAUCCCUCUGUCUGGCUGGAGUUAGAACAAGAGGGUACAUGGAGAGAGCGUUAAAUGGCUGAGGAGUUGUGUACCGGCUGGUUUCGCAUUGUUGCAGGCUCCUUGGAGAUAGAGGAAUGCAAAUCUGCAACCAUGAUGGAAGGAUUGAAAAAACGUACCAGGAAGGCCUUCGGGAUACGGAAGAAAGAGAAGGACAAUGACUCCACGGGGUCCCCAGACAGAGAGAGUGGUUCUCAGAAGAAGACCAACGGGGCCCCUAAUGGCUUCUACGGAGAUAUCGACUGGGAGAGAUAUAACUCUCCUGAGGUGGAUGAUGAAGGCUACAGCAUCAGACCUGAGGAGGAGUCAGAAGAGGGAGUUCACCCUACCACCAAAAAGACCAACUUCUUUUCCUCUGAUGAGUCAGAAGGAGAGGAGGACCACAGGAAAAAAUUCAAAAUCAAGAUCAAGCCGCUCCCAGCAGAUCAAGUAGUGUCGGUGCCCUCGGUCGACGAGCUCAAAGCCUCCAUAGGCAACAUAGCCCUGUCCCCGUCCCCUAUGAGACGUAGCCCGGGUUUGAAACGAAACACAUCCAGUGAGGAGAUUGCCAGACCGAGACGUAUCGUCCCUACUUUACCCACUGUGGCCCCUACACCAGCUCCAGCACCACAUCCCCCCAGUCAACAAACACCAGUCUCUGAAGACACCACAGCCUUAUUUGGGCCUCCUUUGGAAACAGCCUUCGGAGAACCAAAAACUGAAGUGAGUCUCUCUGAGUCCGAUGCGUGGGGGGCUCCUCUAUCACAGCCUGAAUCCUCUUUGACAAGAUCCUUCCCCACAGGAAUUCCACCUCCUCUUCCACCGAAGAAUGUCCCGACCACUCCCCCGUCGACUAGCCCUCCGUCUUUAGAUGAUGCUGAAGUGUCAACAGAAGCAGACAGUUCUGCCAGAAAGCCCUCAAUAGCCGACUUGGACAACAUUUUUGGACCAGAACAGCCUUCUGCUGAUGACGAUACAAAUGACAAGUGGGUCUGCUUCAGUGCAGAAUCUCCUGACCGGCCGCCUCUACCGGCAGAACCAGCGCCUCCUCUACCAGCCUCCCCACCUCCACCUGAAUCCCCUGCCCCGCCCUUACCUACUUCGCCACCUCCACCAGAAGACCCUGCACCACCUCUCCCUACAUCACCUCCCCCAAAAGAAGAACCUGUCCCCCCUCUCCCAACCUCCCCACCUCCCUCAGAGGAGCCUGCUGGACCUCCUGUCCGCUCAGGUCCUCCUACACCUGAGGAACACAAUCCUCCCGCGCCGGCCACCUCUCCACCCCCUGCACCACCAAAGGACGCCUCUCUUUCCGCUUCCUCUCCCCCUCCUCUCAACUCAACCGCCAGCACCCCAGCAGCCCCGGCUCCCAAAGCAAGUACCCCUCCGGCGGUUACUCCUCCUGCUGAGGGACCUGCAGCAUGCUCCGUCCCACCACCACUUGUCCUGUCUCAGGAGGAGCAGUCCAAGAACACAGACGUCAGCCAACCUAAAGAGGAUGGAGGUGAAACUGUCACCUCUCCCACUGAUGCUAGUCAGGGGAGCCGGAGUACGCCUCCCCCACCUCCUCCUCCAACAUAUCGGGCAGUGGUGUCGUCACCGGGUCCCACAUCUGGAGCAGGUGGCACAAAUAGUGGUUCCUCCUCUCCGGUGCGACCCAGCACUCCUUCGUCAGUCAGCCCCACCCCACCACCGCCUCCACCCCGUCCUCCUUCACGGCCCAAACUUCCUCCAGGGAAACCCAGUGUAGGAGAUCUAAAUCGUCCGUUCAGCCCGCCGAUCCACUCUGCCAGCCCCCCUCCCAUCGCCCCGUUGGCGCGGGCCGAGAGCACCUCCUCCAUCUCCUCCACCAACUCCCUGAGUGCCGCCACCACCCCCACCGUCAGUAAAGAGCUCUCCGUGUCUGUGUCAGAGAAUGACCAGCCAUCCCUUGUAUGGUUUGACAGAGGGAAGUUUUAUUUAACCUUUGAAGGCUGCUCCAGAGGGCCCAGUCCUCUCACCAUGGGGGCUCAGGACACUCUUCCUGUUGCCGCUGCGUUCACAGAGACGGUCAACGCUUUCUUUAAAGGAGCUGACCCCAGCAAGUGUGUUGUGAAGAUCAUAGGUGAGAUGGUUUUGUCGUUUCCGGCGGGAAUCACGCGGCACUUUGCCAAUAACCCGUCCCCCGCCGUGCUAACCUUCAGCAUAACCAACUACAGCCGACUGGAGCAUGUGCUGCCUAACCCCCAGCUCCUCUGCUGCGACACCACCACACAAGCUAAGGCUGAUGCCAAGGACUUCUGGGUGAACAUGCCAAACCUGAUAUCCCAUUUGAAGAAGGUGGCAGAGCAGAAGCCACAGGCGACAUACUACAACGUGGACAUGCUCAAGUAUCAGGUAUCGGCGGAUGGACUCCAGUCGAUUCCUCUCAAUCUAGCGGUGAGCUGGAGGUGUGAGCCCACCAGCACUGACCUGAGGAUAGACUACAAAUACAAUGGGGAUGCCAUGACGACGCCGAUGGCCCUCAACAACGUCCAGUUCCUCAUCCCUGUUGAUGGAGGGGUUUCAAAGCUACAGGCUGUCUUACCUCCUGCUGCAUGGAAUGCGGAGCAUCAAAGAAUCCUUUGGAAGAUUCCUGACAUCUCACAGAAAUCUGAAAACGGAGGUGUGGGAUCAUUGUUAGCUCGCUUUCAGCUAACAGAAGGUCCCAGUAAACCAGCUCCACUGGCAGUGCAGUUCACCAGUGAGGGCAGCACCCUGUCGGGCUGUGACAUCGAGUUGGCUGGGCCAGGAUACCGCUUCUCUCUCGUCAAGAAGAGGUUUGCCGCAGGAAAAUACCUGGCCGACAACUAACCCAUGCUACUGACAACAGCACUGUUGAACAAAACAAUCGCAGUGGACUGAGGCCGACACCGAGGACAGAGGAUGAACCGACACCAGACGACAGACUUUCCAUUAACCGUUUCCGAACCCACACGACAGGUUCCGCAGCCUACCCAGCAGUAUUGUAUAACUCGCAAAUAGCAUCGUGGAAACUGUUUUAGGUCAUGUAAUUAUCGUAUUUGUAUUCAUUUCAUAACAUCUGUAUUGCUGCAGUUAGACACCUGGGUUCCUCCUCACUCUGAAGUCUGUGCCUCUGUGUCUCCAUCCUCCUCUGGUCAAUGUGUGGUGGUGUUGUUUUAAAGUUUCACUGCAGCUGCCUGACAGAAGACAUGGACAGAAAGAGUUUCAGCCAGAUUUGAAGUCUGGGUGACGAGCUGUUUGUUGUUGAGUCCAGGAAGAUUUGGCUGUAAAAAAAAAAACCUUUAAUAAGAUCUUUGCAGUCAGACACACACUCAGCCUCUGACACACUAACCUCCCAAAGUUAGACUAGUUGAAGCAGGGCCCAGGACAAUACUUAAGUAAGUUAUGCAUUAGCAGAUAGAAAUUAUCCUUCUGUCAGAGUCUGGGCAUGAAGCCUGAGACAGCUGUCCUCACGGCUGUCAACUGCGUGUCUUUUUCCAGCAAACAAAUGCAUUUACUGAAGCAUUUUGACACGUUGCAGCAGUUAAAUGAAAGAUGUUUCUUGUCACUUCUUGAAACAAACAAAUCAUGCAUCACCUACUGGUACUACAGGGUCACAUGACUUUGGAUCACAUCCUUUUUAAAACAAAUGCACUGAUCAGUCAAUCAAACUGUUAAUUUUAUUUCUCUGUUAGACAUGGACGCGGAGAGGUUUUUAGCUAGUUAGGCAGCUGCAAUGAUGAAUCAAUUUACUGGUUGCAAAAUAAGAAAAAUCUCGUCAGAACAAAAGAAGUGUACAAAGUGUCAUUUUAAAUCAAUAAUAUAUAUCUUAAAGGGCGUUUGGUGUUUUCCUCGUAUUGUCAGAUAGCCUUUCUGUUGUUCCCGGGACAGCAGUGAUAGACUCCAGAGUACAUGACAGCAUUCUAUUUUUAUUUAUUGAUGACGAUGAUUUGUUGUAUAAAACAUGUGAUUCUGUUAUAGAAUUUGAAUGGUAUCACACGACUCAGAACCCUUAAAAGGUAUAAAUAUUUGAACUCUCUCUCUUUUUUUGUUAUCUGUGUAGUUGGGUAACCUGUGUACAGUAUAAGGUAUAAUUUUUGAAUUUAUUUCAGAUAUAAUUUUUUUAACUCGAGUGCAACAGAAGAAUUGAGCUAUAUAUGGGUGAGGGGAGGGGUAAUUUAAAGAAAAAAAGAAAAAUAUCUUCCUGGAUGCUGUGUUAUGCUUUGUGAAAGCAGUGUUAAUGUAGUUAGUUAUACCAUGGGCAAGGUCCACACUCUCAGUUUGACAUUUUGGGAAAUGAGCUCAUUCAUUUUUAUUUUUUUUUAAGAGUUAGAGACGAUAAUCAAUACCUGUUUGUUCGACAUGAGGCUGGAGCCAGGAGAUAAUAAUUUCCUCGAUUAACUGAUUAACUGUUGUCCUUUUAAAACAUCAGAAAAUAAUGAAAAAGUGUCCAUCCAAAUUGCAAAUUAUCAAUUAUCAAAAUAGUUGGAGAUUAUUAUAAUCAUUGUAGCUCUUCUGGUGAUUUCUCUUUGUCUUUAACACCACUAAAAGUUGAUGCUCAUAGUUCUCUACUAUUGGAUAAAUUGCCAUUAUAUGUGCUACAAAUAUUCAUGUCCCCCUUAGGAUGAGUUGUAACAACUCUGGAGAUUCCUUAAUUAAUUAAGAUGGUGAACAUGAUACAUAUUAUACCUGCUUAACAUCUGCAUGUUAGCAUUGUCUAGAGCUGUUUCUAUUCAAGUAUUUUUAUGCACAUUUUGAAGUAUUGCAUUAGAAAAGCAGAAUAAAAAAGGCAAAAUUUAGUCAAAAUUACUCAAUUGUGUAAAAAAAAAAAAAGCUUUUAUGCUUGCUUUAGUUGGGUUCUUUUUGGAAACACUUUUGUCAAAUAAGUUCUGACAUAGCUAUUUAUUAAACUCUGAAUAAUAGGUUUAAAUUAAUUCCUGAAGACCUCUCCUUGCUAAAAAUGUAUUUAACAACUGAAUGAAAUCACUUCUUUUGUGAGAAGGAGAGAGUUAGCAUUUAGAGUACAGCCUCACAGAGCUGUUCUCAUCACUAUUUUCUGACAGAACCAGGCUAACUGUAUCCCUUUGUUUCCAGUCUUGAUGCUAAGCUAAGCUAACCGUCUCUUGGCUCCAGCUUUACGUUCUCUGAAGAAAGUGAGUCAGCGUAUUUUCCAAACUGUUUAACUUUUCCUCCUAAUAAGGUCGAGACAAUGACAACAGAAGCAAUCAGUUUUCCUCAGCAGCACGUUUAGUGACUGUGGUACCACUACUGGAACAGGACUUGUUUACUGGGACCAGCUUGUUUAUUUAUUAUUCAAACCUCAUCAGAUUCCACUCUCGUAUUAAUCCAACAUUCUCGGUUCAGUUAUUCCUCAACUUCUGUCUGACCUGUUUCCAUUCACCUCGGUGGUACCUGAACUCCCUGAUUAUAUCAUGAGCACACCCCCGAUCAUCCAACCAGCGCUUGAAUCCAUGGCUUUAUUUUGCAUAAUCGUAAUGGUCUCUGUGAGAUGACAUGAGUUGAAUGAGGUUGUGGAGCGAGGUUAAGUUGACCAAAAUGCUUCUCUCUAUUUUUUUUUUUGUAUUUUAUGUGUGUGUACCCCGGACAAGUCAGUCCUCUGUUAAGGAGAAUAAGCUGAAUAUUUUUAAAAUGGAUAAAAAUGAAAAAAUAUUAUAUUGUUUAAUGUGUAAUAAACACUGUGCUGAUGAUGUUGAACUUCCUGAAUGCUCUGACACUCAACACGAAGAACAAAAAAGUGUGUGUGACGUGUAGCCGCAGAUCUCUGUACUGUAUGUCUGCAUUCUGCUAAAUGCAACCAAUCAUGGUCAUUCAGAGCCGCCGUAGAAGCGACUUAGGCUGAGGACUAUUCACAACUUGUCAAUGCUCCUAUUAAAUCAUAGAGUACUUUUGAUCCAACAUAGUUUUGAACAUAUGUAGUUAUUUGGCUAAUAAAAAGACCAGUAAUAUGAUCUCUUGUUUUAUUUCUGUGCGGUCUAAAGGAGCACUGUGGAUUUCUCUGAGGUUGCAUUUAAUUUAUCAAUGCAAGGUUAUUAUGAUUGGUGCCAUUUAGCUCCCACUUUAGUUUGGUUACACUUUCCUCUCAGUCGUGUGUGUGAUGCCUGACAGGAAGCUGUAACCUUCUGGGUGAAUCUUGAAGCUAUCAGUGCAACAGUCACUACAGCAUUAUCUACACAGGCCCACCACUGACACAUCCCAUCAUGCAUCUGUUUUAAAUUACCACUACACCACAGCUUACAUUUCUUUCAGCUUGAAAGUCCUGUGGCAGUGCUAAACUCACUCUCUCUCUGUUAGUUCCCAGAUAAUACUUUACAUCAUCCAGUUAAAGAAAUAGAAAACAAACUUCAUCUCUCUGGUGAAUUAUUGCAUGCAGAGCAUGCAGUAAACGGUGGGACAUUCAUGAUGAUAGAUAGUACUGAAAUGACGUGUUGUGCUGAGUGUCAGUUACCUGUAUUACUGCUGAGAAGAGAGCAGGGAGUGUGUUUAUGUGUGCUAUAAGCCAGAAUGCUUUUUGGUUCUGUACCGUUAACCUCAAACACAUGUGCAAGCUGUUUGUACAGUACAUAACAAUGCUAAGAUGAACUGAGAAACUUAGUUUGCUUCUUUCCAAAACCAAUAAAAGUUAUAACUGGA